Molecule: messenger RNA, 2508 nt
Organism: Trichoderma citrinoviride
Lineage: Eukaryota; Fungi; Ascomycota; Sordariomycetes; Hypocreales; Hypocreaceae
Exons: 3
Coding region: 1-2508 (835 amino acids)
Cellular component (GO): mitochondrial inner membrane
Molecular function (GO): RNA binding
Source: RefSeq, a predicted model, not a curated record
AUGAGGUAUCGAGCCGGGCAGAGAAUAUGGGAGACGACUUCGGCUAUACCGCUGAGUGAUGGCAAUUUGACCGGCAAGAAGCAGGAGUUGUCGCCUUCUGAGGAGCAGGAGAGCGGGAGGUUCGAUGUCAAGCCCAACGAGUCAAUUCUCUUUUUCGACAAUUUGUUUCCUCUCAAGUUGACGCCGGUGCUGAGUCUGCUGAGUCGACGAACAGAGACGGACCAACAGCUGACGGAUCUUCUCCAGCGCUUCAACAGCUCGUCUUUGGGCAUCAUGGACCCGAUCCAGUUGGUCAAGAGAGCGAUACCGGAUAACUUGCCCAUCAAGGUGACCGAGAUUAUGCCGCGGCUUAAGGAUGGAGGGGCGUUUGUCAAGUUUGAGUAUGAUCCUAGUCUGAGUGCAUCGGAGAUUGAAGCCAAGCUUUUGAAGAAGCUGAGAGAAGAGCCGGUCAAGCCGUGGUUCAACCCUUUUGGAAGGAUUAGAGCCCGUCUUGUUCGCGGAGUUCCCUGGCUCGAGGACUUGCAUCGAUAUCCGUCGACUCUGGUCAUGGUAGAAUUCGUGCCCCCUGAACCAGGCGCUGCAGCAGCAGAGCUUCCAGAGGAAGUUCUCUACAGCCUCUUUCGCAAAUACGGAAAGAUUGCGGACAUCAUCCCCCAGCCCGCUGAUUCGAAGAUCACGCCGAGGUAUGCCCAGAUUGGCUUUCCUGUGCUGCGCGAUGCUAUCAUGGCGCGGAAUUGUCUGCACGGCUUUGUCCUUGGCGAGGCUCAGGGCGGCGGCAAGAAUGGCACCAAGUUGCGGCUUUCUUACGUGAAGAAAGAAAAGGGGCAUAGCAUCUGGAACUGGAUCACGUCCCAUCCUCGAAUCGUCAUUCCGAUUGUGGCUGCGCUCAUUGCGGGCGUCUCCGUCAUGAUCUUUGACCCUAUCCGGCUGUUCUUCAUCAAGGUGCACGUGCAACAUUCCCUGCGCUACACCGACUGGAGGAUAUACAAGUGGUUCAAGUCGCAGACUGGGAGCUUCUCCUUCCACAAGAAGCAGGAGCAUAUCGAAGGUCUCGGUACGAUAUGGAAGCAUCGCAAAGACCUCAUUGAGCAACUGCAAAGCUGGCUGGACGGCAGCUCGGAUACUUUUAUUGUUGUCACCGGCCCACGAGGUUCUGGAAAGGCAGAGAUGGUGAUGAGUCAAGCCCUGAGCGGGCGCAAAAACGUCCUUCUCAUUGAUUGCAAGCCGAUUACGGAAGCCAAUGGCGAGGCCGGCACCAUCAAGAGACUGGCGACGGCGGUCGGAUAUCGACCGGUGUUUUCGUGGGCCAACAGUAUCAGCAGCAUGGUUGAUCUGGCAGUCCAGGGCACGACGGGCGUCAAGUCUGGCUUCUCGGAGACUCUGGAAUCACAGUUGAACAAGAUUCUACACACCACUGCCACGGCCCUGAAAACCGUCGCUCUCUCGGAACGAAGCAAGGCGGACAAGGACAUCAACCUCUCCGAAGAUGCGUACUUGGAGGCACACCCCGAGCGCCGUCCGGUCAUCGUCGUCGACAACUUUCUUCACAAGAGCGAGGACUCGAGCCUCGUGUAUGACAUGAUUGCCGACUGGGCAGCUACCAUUGUCCAAAACAAUGUGGCUCAUGUCGUGUUCCUCACCAGUGACUCUGCCUAUUCAAAGUCCCUCACCAAGGCCAUGCCGGACAGGGUCUUCCGCACUCUAUCCCUGGGCGAUCUGGAUGCCGACGUGGCGAAGAACUUUGUCAUUACCCGCUUGGAAGAGGAUUGGAAGCGUGAGGCGCAGGAGGAAGCAGAGCAAAGCGAUGAGGAGAAGAAGGCCAUCCCACGGCCGAAUCUGGCAGGACUGGAUGAGGGCAUCAAGGUCCUCGGUGGCCGUUUGACGGACCUCGAGUUUCUGGCUCGGCGACUCAGGGCAGGACAGACGCCUCGCGAGGCGGUUGAAGAAAUUGUGACCGAGGACGCGACUGACAUUGUCAAGAUGUAUCUUCUCGGACGGACAGCCGACGCGGACAGGAAAUGGUCAACCGAGCAGGCCUGGCAUCUGAUCAAGUCUCUCUCCGAAAACCCGACUCUGCGGUACCACCAGGUUCUUCUCUCGCCCACCUUUGCCUCGUCGCUCUCUUCCAACGCGACAAACGGCGAGGCCGCCAUCGAGAGCCUUGCCGGCUCGGAGCUCAUCACGGUCACGACGCACCAGGGACGGCCCCAGACGAUCACGGCCGGCAAGCCGCUGCACCAGGCGGCGUUUGGGGUGCUCGUCAAGGACCGCGUGCUGCGCGCAAAGAUGGACCUGGCGGUCCUCAACGAGAUGGCCAAGGUGGAAGCCAAGAACAUUGAUGCCGUGGAGAAGGAGCUGCAGCUGCUGGGCGGGCUGCCGCGGCACACGGGGGAGUCGGCGGGCAGGGUCAUGUAUCUGCUGGGGAAGCUGGAUGCGGGCCAGAGGAAGAUUGCGCAGCUGGAGAGGGAGAUGGGUGGGUUGAAGAGGAUCAUGAAUGAGGAGUAUUGA